Molecule: messenger RNA, 3972 nt
Organism: Oncorhynchus nerka (sockeye salmon)
Lineage: Eukaryota; Metazoa; Chordata; Actinopteri; Salmoniformes; Salmonidae
Product: RAD52 motif-containing protein 1-like
Exons: 5
Coding region: 1-537 (178 amino acids)
Cellular component (GO): nucleolus
Molecular function (GO): RNA binding
Source: RefSeq, a predicted model, not a curated record
AUGGAGAUGCUAGAUAGAUACAACGAGAGGACGAGAAGGAUGAGGGUUUCUGGAGUAGAGGAAUAUGGAAGGGUACCUAUUGAAAAUAUCAAAACACUUUUUGUCUGGAAUAUUCUAUCCACAUUUUCAGAAGCUUUUAUUUACGUAAGUCUCAUUAAUGUCUUCUGUAACUUUGGACCACUGUAUCUGGUAAAGGUGUGUCCCAAUGCUGCCUUGGUCGAGCCAGGGUUUUAUGCUCCAGUCAAGUACUUUUCCGCAGCCAAGGCAUCUAAAGCACAGAGAGCCACACACGGAAGAGGCUUUUUACAGAGCUCUCCUUUGAAGGUAAAGCUGAGCACAAAGCAGUACCCAAACUUCCUUCACAACUCCAAGCCACUGAGCCAUAGCAAGUGUCAGGACUUUGCCAAUCACUACAUGGGAUUUAAUGGAUGGCGCACCCACAUUGUUACAGUGAAUGACAUACCCUGGAGUCAAUUUGACCCUGACGGCCAGGAGGAAAAUGAGGAUAUACCGUGGGAACUCAGUGUCAACAUGUGACAUGUACCUGGAGACAAUUUGACCCUGUGACGACCAGGAGGAAAAUGAGGAUAUACCGUGGGAACUCAGUGUCAACAUGUGACAUGUACCUGGAGACAAUUCACCUGUGUUCACCUGCACUUACUGUGUUCAAGUUGGUGCCAAACAACAACUUGACAUUUCCUGUUACUUUUUAAAGAAUGUAACUGGAAAAAUUGUAUGGAAUGUUUUGUAAAACGGUAUAUCUUGACGUACUACUACUGCAUAUAACAUGCUUUUGAAAUUCUGUAAAUGUUUAUGAACUUUUGACAAUUCAAUGUCUUAUUGAAAGCACAAGUGGUUUUUUCCUUUUAUUAUGUUCAAGUGUUUGUGUCUCUUAGAGAGAGAGAGAACUAGAGCAGCCAGUCAGUGUGUUUAUGUUUUGUGGUAAAAUGUGCUUAAUCAUCUAAGUGGAUGAUUUAUGACAAUGAGGCAGUAAAGGAGUCACAAUCCGCCAGCAGGCACUGAGCAUUGGCUCGUGUGUGUGUGCCCCGCCCCAGGGAAGCUAGCUUCCUCAAGCCGCUGCCAAUCUCACCAGCGCUAUUUACUGUAUGUCAUGCCACGAGAUCAUAUCACAAUGUAUCAAAGGGAGUUUUCUUCUUUCAUUUAGUUUUUUGCCUUUCAUUGGUAUUCGUUUUCUAAUCUAAACAUCUGCAGCCAUGGAUACCAAACCCCUCCCUAUUCUAAUCUGCCUCUGUGUCAUCAGAAGUGUAUGAGUGCACGGCAGACUGUUUGACUGGAAGUCACUGUGGCGGAUCCGUCAUUUUACGAUACUCUGUUACUGUCGGAUGAAAGUGUAAACAUUUUUUAUUUGAAGUUGUCAUGGUUUUGGUCUUGAAUUACAACGAAGUGCAGUCAGUGACACAUCUAGUAGUAGUACGUUUUCCCUCUUGAUUAGCAGGUUUUAGUGAUUGACAGCCAAACACCAGGUAUAGAACGUUUCAAUUUGUUGGCAUGAAGUGUACAGUAAUGUGUAUUAGUCAGCAUUAGACUUGUAUCAUAGCUUUUCCACACUCCGGUAUGAUGAGCAGUAGCCCUAGUAUUGGAAUCCAAUGAGGAGAUGUAACCAGGCAACCAUCCACCCAUUUUGGCAGCCCAAUAUGGGAAGGAUGUGUCAAAAGUUGGAGUUUCAAUCUGUUGUCUGUAAAGUUUACCGUAAUCUAUAUUAGUCAGCAUUAGACUUCAGACUUAACCACACUGGUAUGAUGAAGAAUAACCAGACAACCAUGGAUGGUUUGGGAGAAGACUUACAGUCAGGUUCAUAGUUAUUGAUACCCUUGAUAAACAUGAGCAAAAAUACUGAAUCAAAAUACUGAGCUAUGUUGUGUGCUCAGAAAUAAAAUGGGAAAUUAUAUAAUUUUAUACUAAUACAAUUGCUCAGAGAAACAGAUGUUGUUUACCAAGUAGCGUUUGUUUUUGUUGAAGAUGGGGGGGGGGGGGAUCAACAUUAUUGGCACUGUUUUCAAUACUCUAGGAUAACAACAGUGAGCCUUUUUGGUUACAUGUUUUAUGAGAUUGGAUGUUGGGAGGGAGCUUAGACUAUUCCUCCACACAGAAUCUUUCCAGAUCUUUCCUUCUUCUGCUCAGAAUGGACUGCCCUCUUCAAUUCAAACCACAAGUUUUCAAUGAGGUUCAAGUACAGAGACUGAGAUGGACAUUGCAAAAUGUUGAUUUUGUGGUCAAUUAACAAGGGCUCCAGGACCAGUGGAAUCCAAAUGACAUCAAAGAUCCACCACCAUAUUUUACUGUAGGUAUAAGGUCAUUUUCAAGGUCAAUGAGCUCAAAUGUUAUUGUCAUCUGACCAUAGCACCGGUUCCAAUCAAAGUGUCAAUGCCGUUUAUAGAACUCCAGAUAGUCAGAUGACAUAAAAAUAGAGCUCUUUGGCACCGAAAAAUGGAAGCAUAUGCAGAAAAGUACCUCAUACCUACAUUAUACCUCAAACCUGAGGGGGCAGUCCAUCAGAGCAGACAAAGGAGAUCAAGGGUCUGGAAUGAUCUAAGAUCCCUCGCAACGUAUUCUCAGAUCUCUUUCUCUGAGCAAUUGUAUGAGUAUAAAACAAUAUAAUUUCCACAUUUUUCUUUUCGCAUACUGUAGCUCAGUAUUUAAAUUAUUUACUGUAUUUUAUAUACAGUAUUUUUUGCUAAUCUUUAUCAAGGGUGACAAUAAUUAUGGACUUGGCUGUAUUGGCCAGCACCUUUUUGAUUUGAGAAUUAGAAAAGAAGUGGUUUAUUGUCGGCUGCCUAAAGCCACAGGUCUGUGGUAUCUUCCAGGGUUACCUUGUUGGUGUCACAGGUGUGGGCUGAAGCCGUGAGUCACUUCACAGCUCACACCUACCUUCGUAGCACUAGUUCUGCUAAAUAGCGACUAAUAACACACGUUCUGUGGAUGUGGCAGACUGGCGGGAUUUUAAAGACAAUUAUUGGGCCAAGAUGAUGAGUAAUACUUGACCUCAGAAGAAGAUGAAUAAAUCCCCUAUAAGAGACUGAGGUUUACAAAACCAGACGCUGUUUCCUGACCUUGUGAACGUUUUUCCACCUCAAUCAUAUAUUUUAGCAUUUGAAUGAUUGAGUCAAAUGAGCUGUGCUAAGGUUAAUCCAUAACUUUGACUUUAAAAAAAAAUAAAACGUUACUACUGCAAUAGCGCAAGGCUAUUCAUUUAAAUGUAAUCUUUAAUUGUCAAUCAAAAUGUAAUGGUAAGUGAUGAUGAGAAAAAGCCAGAUGAAAAACGAACAGUUAAUAACUUUUGUUUAGUGAAUAGCAAUAUUCUGUCAAAUGUUGACUUUUGGCCCUAAUUCAGUGUCAGACCCAUCCAACUUGUCAUAUUCUAGGGUGUAGUUCUCAUACAGAUGUACCACAGCAUGUAUAGCCCCUUCAUGAACUUCUACAGUAAUGAUCCCCUGUGAAUCAGAUGAGAUAUUUCUGUUUUAGCCAGCAGUGCUUAAAAAUCAGACCUGUGAUAAUGUACGUCUAUGUGGUGAAUCAUAACACUUCAACACCUUGACACCUGUUGAUUAACCGUGGUGUUUUGAUAUAGGUCGGUUUCAAUCUCAAGUCAGUGAAUCAUAUACUAUAAAAUAUGAUUCACCUCCAUGUUUCUAUUUCAGGUUUACAUAACGAGCGGUGCAGGGUGUGUCAUUCUGUUUACCCGUCUGGUUCCACUAGACAUAAAUCCUUUGAUUCUCAAUAAGCUCAACGGGCCCUCAGUCAAACCUCACCAUUUGAUCAGACUACACCUGGCUGUAACCUGACAUGAACACUACAGCAAUAGGUUACAUGCAUGUACAGUGCCUUCAGGAAGUAUUCACACCCCUUGACUUAUUCCUUAUUGUUGUGUUACAGCCUGAAUUGUAUUACAUUUAGAUGUUUUGUUUGUCACUGGCCUACACACAAUACCCCAUAAUGUCAAAAUAGAUUAUG